Molecule: messenger RNA, 558 nt
Organism: Aspergillus versicolor CBS 583.65
Lineage: Eukaryota; Fungi; Ascomycota; Eurotiomycetes; Eurotiales; Aspergillaceae
Product: UPF0220 family protein
Exons: 4
Coding region: 1-558 (185 amino acids)
Biological process (GO): protein targeting to vacuole; late endosome to vacuole transport via multivesicular body sorting pathway
Cellular component (GO): fungal-type vacuole membrane; Vps55/Vps68 complex
Source: RefSeq, a predicted model, not a curated record
AUGGAUGGCUCAGACAACCGCCUAUUCCGCUUCUCGAAGCCUGAAUGGCUCAACAACUCAACUGUGCGCAACUCAGGUGUCUACGCAGCAGGCGCAUUGGUAAAGUUCCCAAUCUAUCAUUCCAUGGCAUCCCUCUUCUCUCUUGGGUUCUUUUUCUUGAUCGAUGCCGCGGCGUUCUCGCACAGCUACCGCAACGACUCGGACGUCCACGUCAAGUUCGUCGACUGGAUCCCCGGCAUUUGCUCCGCGCUGGGCAUGCUCGUCAUCAACUCGAUAGAGAAGUCGCGGCUACAAGCCGAUAGCUUCAGUUACAGUGGGAAUGGUGUCGCGUGGAAGGCGCGAUUUGUGCUCUUCCUGGGAUUCGCACUGCUUGCUGGGGGCUUGGCGGGGAGUGUGACGGUUAUGGUCCUCAAGUACCUUCUCAAAGACUACGAGUUGUCGAUUUUAUACUUUGGGAUCGCGAACGUUAUUUCUAAUGGGCUGAUUAUGCUUAGUUCGAUUGUUCUUUGGGUUUCUCAAAACAUUGAAGAUGACUACACAUAUAACCUUGCGCUGUAG